Ceutorhynchus assimilis (cabbage seed weevil) is the source of this 786-nucleotide messenger RNA. Lineage: Eukaryota; Metazoa; Arthropoda; Insecta; Coleoptera; Curculionidae. The record is from the annotation of a GenBank genome assembly.
AUGGAAAAUAUUAGUCAUUUAUCGAGAAGUUUUUUUGUGGAUUCCUUAUUAGGAAAUAGUGCAUCUUCAAAGCCAUCGAAGUGCCUUCCACCGAUGCCACCUAGUGCCAACGACGUUACGCCAAUGCUGCCAUAUUCCCAAAACUACAUUAGUAGCUAUUUGUUUUCAUUAAGCCUUGCUCAGCAACAUCAACAACAGCAACGUUUGAUGCAAAUGCAACAUUUUCAUCAGCAACAGCACAAACCUCCAAUACGCCCGGUUGCUUCAAUACCUAGAGUUAUCCCUUCGAUGGUGCAUCAUCCAUUAUCACCGCAAGCAUUAACCCCGAAGCAUUCCGGGAGUGGACAUUCAUCUCCAAUUAUGAAACUAUCGCCACCAAGCAGUAGAGAUUCAACUCCAAGUCCCCAAGCAGGAGAUGGAAAGUCACCGGUGCACGACUCAUCUUCAAAAGAUUCAAGCAAAAGAAUCAGAACUGCGUUUACUUCAACUCAGCUUUUGGAAUUGGAACGAGAGUUUUCUGCAAAUAUGUACUUGUCAAGACUAAGGCGUAUUGAAAUAGCCACUUGUCUCCAGCUGUCGGAAAAACAAGUCAAAAUUUGGUUCCAAAACAGGAGAGUCAAAUACAAGAAAGAGGAUUUGCCCAUGUCUAUGGGUGGAAUGCCCGGUACCAAGUGUCACUGUUUGAGGAGUUGCUCGAGCCAUAGCAAAAAGAGUUCUACUUCUUCAAGUUGCGAGGAUCCUGAUAUUGAUGUAACUAAUUUAGAUGAUAAUGUUAUGAUGAUGUAA